CACGACAGCAUCAAACAGACAACCCGGCUGGUGUCUGCAGACGGAGGUCGAGCUGCCUGCAUCAAAACCAGCAACAACCAACCUCUGGAUUAUCACUGGAGGAUUAUUGUCUGUGCAUUUUUGAUGAUAAACUGUGCAAAAACUAAGUGUCCAGCAAUCUUGUAGCAUUCACGAGGUGUCAGCGUGGUGAGUGUUUAGGAAAAGGGGAGAUUUCAAGGGAUUAGCCCAGAUUAAAGUUAUAACAGACAGUAUGGCAGAGGCCAAUCCACACCUGGAGGAGGAGUCGGAUGAAUGGAAGAAUGUUAAUGGAGGGAAAAGGAGGAGGACGCUGAGAGAGAGGCUGAGUCGUUGGGUAAAGCUGGAGGUGCAUGAGGAGGAGGAGGAUUGGGAGGAAACGGAGUACAGUGAGGAAAAGGAAGAAAAUGAAGCAGGCGGGACAGAGAAGGAAGAGGAAGGGAGUGAGCAGGAGGGAGAAGGAGAGAAGAAGGUGAUGGUGAAUGAUGUGCUGGGCAAAGAGGAAGAGGAGGAAAAUGAGGGAGAGAGGGAUGUUGAGGAGAACAAGCAGGUGGAUGUAAAGGAGGAGAGGGAGGUGACAAAAGCAGAGGAACAGGAGAAUAUAGGGGAAGUGAGAGAUGAUGAAGGCGACAGUGAGGAUAAAGGAAAGAAGGAGGUGAAAGAGGAGGAGAAAGAGGAGGAGAAAAAGGAGGUGACGCAAGCAGAAAUGGUUGGAAUUGAGAAUGGGAGGGAGGAUGAGGAGAUGGUUGAGAGAGAAGGAGGGCUGAUGGAAGCAGAGCGAUUGGAGGAAGAGGGAGAAAUGGAGGAAGCGAUAGAGCCUGAUGUGAAGAAGGAGGUGGAGGAAGAUGGCGAAGAGACGGAGGAAGAGCAGAUACAAGAGAAGGAUUACGACAGUAGAACAGAGGAAGAGCGUGUUCAGCAAAAUCAAGAAUGUGCAACCAAACAAAAUGAAGAAAACUUCUCAGACUCAGUUGAAUCUGAUGAAGAUUCUCUGCGGAUGGGAUCGGAGGAUGAAGGUUAUAAUUCUGAAAGAUUGAAUAAUGAAAAAAGAGCUGUUGAGAAACAAUGCACGGAUCCAAAGGAAGCAGAAGAUAGAAUCCUUGGAGUGUGGAAUGAAGAGGAGGAUGAGUGCGAGAAGCUGACAAAUGAGGAAGAUUCAUUCACAGGAUCCGGAGGAGAGUUUCAGGAGGAUCUAGAAAAGCUUCUUCUGGAGGAAGAAGAAGACUCAUCAGAUGAGGAGGAAGCAGAACUUAUAUCAUACAAAGACAUGGAAAGUAACGAUGAAGAUGUGGGGAAGGUUUACUGCAAAGACGAUUAUCCCACAGAUUUAUUUUGCACUUUGACAGAGUUCAGGGACUCUUCUCUUCUCACUGACCUAAAUCUGAGCACAGAGGCUGGGAAGAGUUUCCAGGUACACUCCCCUGUCCUGGCUGCUGUCAGCUCCCUUGUCCGAGAAAGCCUGAGCAAAAGAAAUACAGUAAACGAUCAAAUAGAAGAUGAUAAAAAGUGGUCAAUGUGUCUGGGCCCAGAAGUGGAUGCUGUUGGAUUAGAGGCAGUUGUGGAGUUUGCCUACUCUGGAUUUAUAUCCCGUCUGGACACGGUGGAUCAGAUAAAGGGUGCAGCUCAAACACUCGGCGUCCCAAGACUGAUGGAUCUCUGCAACAAGGAAGAGUCACCAACGACUGCAGGAUGUAAGAAAGAAGAAAAGAUCUCCGCUGCGGAGGAAAGGAAGAUCAGUCUUCAGUCCAUCAAACAGCUGUGGGUGGACCGGGUGGGCUGUGACGUCACUUUGGAAGGUAUUGGAGAAUCGCUUCAGGUCCACAGAGUCAUCCUGGCUGCAGGAAGUGAUUACUUCCGUGGCAUGUUUACCUCAGGGAUGAGAGAGUCCCAUCAGCAUAGUGUGACUCUCCCCUUCCUGUUGGCGUCUGAGCUGAAGCUUCUGGUCGGCUGCUCCUACAGCGGCGCUCUGCCCCUCAGCUGGAGGUGUGUCUUUGAGAUUACCAGCACCGCCCUCCAGCUCCAAUAUCAGCCAGCCCUCUCCUUGAGUCUCAACUUCCUGCAAGCAGAAAUCAAUCCCCUCUCCUGCCUGGAUGUGGCGUCUUUUGCUGAGGCAUACGAGAUGGAGCAGCUACUCGAGACUGCGAACGACUUUGUCCUGCGGCAAUUCCAAAAGGUAGCAUGCACCUUAAAGUUCAAGGAUCUCCCAGCCAAACAACUCCUCAAGUACUUGAACAGUCACUCACUCUGCGUACCAUCUGAGCUUGUUGUAUUCAAAGCAGUUGUAGCAUGGAUUCAAGCUAAGCCCAAGAAAAGACUCAAACUUGCUAAGGUGUUAAUGAAAACGAUCCAUUUUCCCCUGAUGACAUUCAAAGAGUUCAAAGAGGUCCAGUCUUUUAAUAUUUGGUCGGAUCACAGCCUGGCUGAGCUCUACGAAGCAGUGUUUGAGGAUUUCUGCUCCAAUGAGACUGAGCCAUUGAGUCAGUUCCGCAUAUAUCUGCCAAAGGAGAGUCUGGUCUUGAUUGGGGGUGAACAGAUCUCUGAAGACCUGACCACCCGCAGCAUCAGCAGAGAACUCUGGUUUGGAAAUUCCCUGAGGAACCAUACAGGGAUUAAAAAGGCCAUGGAGUGGAGACGGUUGGAAGAAAUGCCAGAGCCAGCGAGGUUUAGUCACGAGGUGGCGGUGCUUAAAGGACAACUGUACGUGUUUGGGGGCAAAAAGUAUUACGGCAACGGAGACACUCUGAAUUCUGUUUACAGGUAUGACCCCUAUCAGAACGGCUGGGAGAGCCUGGCUGACAUGCAGCAAAAGCGAUGCCUCUUCUCUGUGGUUGAGCUGGACGGACAGUUGUACUCCAUCGGUGGACACUGUGACGUGGAAUAUAUAGAAAGUGUGGAACGAUACUGCCCCACUGCAAACUCUUGGAGCUUCACCAGGCCCUUGGAUCUACCUCUGAGCGGUCAUGUGGCGAAGGUUUUACAAGGACAGAUCUUGGUCUCUGGAGGGUCUAACAGCGACUACGGGUGUCUCUCCUCCCUGUUUCGGUACAACCCAGAGACAGGAAGCACCUAUCUCGCAAACAUGACUAAACCUCGGGCUAAACACUGCAUGGAGACGCUGGGCGACCACCUCUAUGUCGCAGGUGGAAUCACCUCGGCUGAACCCGUGAACAUUGUCGACAUGCUCUCCUGUGAAGUGUACAAUCUGCAGACCGACACCUGGACGGCGUUCGCAUCUCUGAUGGUGCCGCAUGUCGGAGCAGGAAGUGCGGUUUUGGAGGGAAAGUUUUACGUGCUGGGUGGAUACAGCCAUGAGGAUUACACCGACACAAAUAUAGUCCAUCGUUAUGACCCCACAACGCAGAGAUGGGAGAACAUGGGCAAGAUGCCCGGGCCCAACAAUGACGUAGGAGUGUCUCUGCUGUGUUUGCCACAAGAUUUACGUUUGUAAGACAUGGUGAGAUAUAAUGUGUCACAUGUUGCUUGAGCUCUUCUGCUCGCCCUAUUAGAUAUCAAUCAGUCAAGGCUAAAGAACAAGAGUGAGGCCCGACCCUCUGGAAUGGUUUACCUGAGGAAUCAGACUUGAAACAUCUGUUUUCAAAUCUUCCACUGCCGAUGAGGGAAGAGUAUUUCCAGAAUAGUUUAUUUUACAGUGUAAAUGAGAUCAAUCUUUGAGCAUGUAAAAAGUAGGAUAUUCCUAAAUUUAUUUCUGGUGAGAUAAAUUCAGUGAAUUUAAAAGGUGUUGCAGUAAUAGAUGUGUUGAUGACAGAGGUAGAUAAGAAAUGAUUUCCAUGACAAAAAGUAUAAAAUAUUAAAAACAAAAGGGCGUUGUUCCACUUGUGAUCAUAGUUCAGUUAUCAGUGCAGAAUCAGCAGAGAAAAGAAAAUGGACAAUGUAAUGAGUUUAUUUGUUUUGCAGUAAUUACGCUGAACGUUGCCACAUAUUUUCAAUAAAAUUGACAGAAUAAUAAAAACAUGGAUUCAGUUUUUUUCAUCAUUAGAAUUUGCGGAGAGAACCGCAGCGUAAAUAUAUUGUGUGUG
Paralichthys olivaceus (Japanese flounder) is the source of this 4052-nucleotide messenger RNA. RefSeq names its product kelch-like protein 9. NCBI's taxonomy places the organism in Eukaryota, Metazoa, Chordata, Actinopteri, Pleuronectiformes, Paralichthyidae. The record is from RefSeq and is a predicted model, not a curated record. Gene Ontology annotation, molecular function: protein binding.